This is a messenger RNA of Neoarthrinium moseri, 627 nucleotides long. RefSeq lists its product as uncharacterized. Bases 1 to 627 code for a protein of 208 amino acids. The transcript is spliced from 2 exons. Lineage: Eukaryota; Fungi; Ascomycota; Sordariomycetes; Amphisphaeriales; Apiosporaceae. The record is from RefSeq and is a predicted model, not a curated record.
AUGAACUCCAUCACUACCGGUAUAGAACCACACGCCUUUCGAUACAGAUACGUCAAUCCAGACCACCUUUGCAUCUGCGACCACCACAGAGGCGACCCAUACGGUAGGCCGGUAGCGGCGUGGACAAGCUCAACGACGGAUCUGCCAAUGUUAUGUCUUGAGUGUUGGGCCGCGACCAUCGUUGACUCGCCGAAUCUGUGUUCUACGAGUAUCGAAGACUGGACCGACUCACUUCCCUCAGAUGACUUGGCCUUGUUCAGAGUCCAGGCAAUCCUGCCGGCUAUCGAGGCCCGGGUUGAGAAGGAGCACACGCCCUGGCGCACUGCCUACGACUUCCGAGAGUUCAUGCAUUUGUUCCAGCAAGAGUUUCUUCCCGACUUCUGGGACUUCGUGGACCAGGCCGACCCGGACGAGGAGUGGGCAGCCGUGAGUGUCAUAUUAGAGGGCCUGCUCGGCUUCACCGGCGUCUACGCAGACAUGGACGAAGGCAAGACGUGGGCAGAGUUGGUCGUACGGUUCCCUGCAAUGGCGACGGAUGAGUUUCGGCAACACAUUCUAAGUCUCUUCCAGGAGGUGUUCCCAAAGAGGAUCAGGAGACAGGCCCGGUUGCGCAUAACUACACAUUGA